Messenger RNA from Seminavis robusta, 1964 nucleotides. The record is from the annotation of a GenBank genome assembly. Lineage: Eukaryota; Bacillariophyta; Bacillariophyceae; Naviculales; Naviculaceae.
CAAGACGCUGCGCAUAAAAACAGCUAGUGCUGGCUAAGAAACGAGCACCGCAACGGCAACAACGGCGAACUUGGAGUGGUCACAGUCACACUCUCUGUCAAGUGACAAAGCCUUGCAAUAAGACAACCAGAGUAGUUAUCUGUUUCGGAGUUUGGCACUACCGCGGGGUACCCAAUGUCAGUGAUCUUCCAAAAAGUUGGCAGCGCCAGUAGCGUCUUAUCCCAUCAGCGGCCUAGCAACCGUGGGCCCGAAUGGGAAGAGUCACUGGGAAGAGUCCAGGAGGAAGAAGUAGAGGAAAGAGGAGGUAGCCCGGAGAGUGUUGGUUCAAAGGCUGAGAGUUUGACCCAAGAGCAUGAGCAGCAGGGAGCAGCUACAGAGUCUGAUGAUUUUGAGGAUGAAUUCGAUCAAGGCAACAAGUCUUCAGAAAUGAUGACAGAAGCACAUUCUCGUCUCUACAAUUUCAAGCACGGAAUGCCCCACAUCUACUAUAUUUCAACUCACUUGGUGCUGCCCCUGAUGACUCUCAUUGGAAUGGCCUUUUUAUUUGGUGGAAUAUUGGCCAAAAUUGAAAUGAAGGGAGAAAUCGAAAGCAACGAUGCACUAUCACGAAAUGUCUUUCUCAAGUACAUGAAGCACAUUGCAGAUCGACAAUCCAUCUACAGUUCCAUGGCCAACACAUCUGUGCAAUGCCUAGUCAAUGCAAUAGGUGAUGAGGCCAUGGAAAAGGCAUUCCCAGACAACCUGAUUCAGACUACAGAGAAUAUCCAAGAAUGUGCCUUUAAGAGUGCCAAGCAUCGGUUCCCCAUUACUGAGCCUCUGGCCUUUUUGGUAGCCUCAGAAGCUGCACUCACAUUCAACUGGAUGAAUUGCUGGGGAGAAAACACCAUUGGAGAUGAAAAUGCCACCCGGAUCUGGCUACAGAACGUUGGUUUGAACGAACAAGACAAUUGCGACCAACAACUGGGCAGGUAUCUUCACCGAUUUGGAAACGAUUUUGAACGCCGAAAGAACCAAACGGGCAUUCCAUCAGAGAGAAUAUUUCUCUUUAAGGAUUUGAUGCUUGACCUAGUUCAUCAAUCCUCAGGCUCCAGAGGUUGUGAGGUUCACAUUGCAGGUGGUGCCUUGUUUUGGUUCACAAUUUUUACCACCAUUGGGUAUGGGAAUACAGCUCCAGAGUCUGACGAAGGGAGAUUUCUGGUCUGCACGGCUGGGUUUCUGACAAUUGUACUCUUCCUGGCACUCAACAACACAGCAGCACAAGUUUGGAAGAACCUGUUCGAGCACUACUUCCACAAGCUGAAUCUAUCAUUUCUGAUAAGAGGCCCACUGAGUGUUCUAUUCUGGCUCACAAUGACAUUUCUGUGGAUGCUGGUUUUGGCGAGUGUGGUAAUGGCCUACCAGAUGGGCCGCUAUGGUGAUGCACGGCCUCUCAAGGACUUGUACUGGUUUAGUUUUGUCACAGUCACAACUGUUGGUUUUGGGGAUAUACAUGUGAGGCAUGAAGAGUUUACAGGAUGUGACAUGUUUCAUUUGCCCUUGCUGGUGCUGGUGGGCUUUAACUUUCUGGGUAUCUUUGCCGAAAAGAGCAUUGAUCUGUACAAUGACUACUUUCCAGAGCAGCAUGGGUAUGCCGAUAUCCUGGAAGAAAGGAGGUCUGGGAAAGGACCGAAUCCAAUGCCCCUCUCUGCACAGUUGAUGGGAGUAACAGCAGUUGCAGAAUGUUAGGAAUUGGCUCCUGGGAGGGAGUGGGCGACAAAGAUACGUGUGAAAGGUUGGAAGCCAGCCACUAAUUAGUUGUGCAUUAAUUAGAAUGAUUGAAUCAUUCAAUCAAUCGAGAAGGAAUGAUGACGAACCAAGUCACCACCUUUCUAACUUUCUAGAGCUAGCCACCGCACCGGUAGCUCUACACACGACGCCAAGGGCAUGAUGUAUACCGGUAGCUAGAGCUAUAGAAACUAGAUAGC